CCUCAUUCCUCUAGAAACCCUUCGGCAACGCAAUGUCUACUAGGCUAUUAUGCUCUCACCUCCCAGAUGGCUGAACAGAAUCACACGUUCAGCGAGAUGUGUCCUGCAUCCUCGAACUGCCCAUCGAACACUCGCGAGUGUUGUCAACCCUUCUCCGCCUGCGGUACGUGAGGAGGCCAUCCGCCUCCGCGAAUAUCAAGAAGAAUGCAUACAAUCGGUCCUCUCAUAUCUCAGUAAAGGCCACAAACGCUUGGGCAUAUCUCUCGCUACAGGAAGCGGCAAGACAGUUAUUUUUACACAAUUGAUCGACCGCGUUUCCCCUCCAAGCCGCGAUGCCCAACAGACCCUCAUCCUCGCCCACCGGCGCGAGCUCGUCGAGCAAGCUGCCCGGCACUGCGAACGUGCGUAUCCGGAUAAAAGUAUAGAAAUCGAAAUGGGCGAGACUCGAGCCACAGGCGCAGCGGACAUAACGAUUGCCUCCGUCCGCAGCAUGGUCUCAGGCGACCGCCUCUCAAAAUACCGGCCUGACCGGUUCAAGCUGGUCCUUGUCGACGAGGCCCAUCACAUCGUCGCCCCAGGUUACCUCCAAGUCCUCGAGCACUUCGGCCUCGAUACGAAACGCGAGACAUGUCCAGCCCUGGUUGGCGUAUCUGCGACAUUCAGCCGCUUCGACGGGCUUCGUCUCGGCGCUGCGAUUGAUCAUAUCGUCUACCACAAAGACUACGUCGACAUGAUCGGCGAAAAGUGGUUGUCCGACGUGAUGUUCACGACCGUCAAGUCUAAAGCGGAUCUGUCCAAGGUCCGGUCAGGCCAGGACGGCGACUUCCAAACUGGCCAGCUCAGCGCGGCCGUCAAUACCGAAAUCACAAACGACAUCACGGUCAAGGCCUGGCUGAGCGAAGCAGGCAAUCGACAAUCCACGCUGGUCUUCUGUGUCGACCUCGCCCACGUCGACUCUUUGACUUCGACAUUCCGCAGACAUGGCAUCGACGCGCAAUACAUUACCGGCGCAACGAAGAAGCGUGUGCGCGGUGAACGAUUGGAAUCAUUCAAAAAGCGCGAAUUUCCCGUGCUACUCAACUGCGGCGUUUUCACCGAAGGCACAGACAUGCCGAACAUAGACUGCGUAUUACUCGCCAGGCCAACCAAGUCCAGAAAUCUGCUCGUGCAAAUGAUCGGACGCGGUAUGCGCCUCUAUCCUGGUAAGAAGGAUUGUCACGUCAUCGAUAUGGUAGCGAGUCUGGAGACAGGCAUCGUCACGGUCCCGACGCUGUUUGGUCUCGAUCCGAGUGAAAUGGUCAGAGGCGCCAGGCUGGACGAUCUGAAAGACCUCAAGGACAAGCCCAACGAAGAAGGGGAUACAUCAGUAUCCCAGCUCGCACGGAGCCUGGGACCGCAUAUCACAGGCGACCACCGCUUAGACUUCACGCACUACGACAGUGUGCAUGACUUGAUCGAAGACACCUCCGGCGAGCGCCACGUGCGCGCCAUGUCGCCCAACGCGUGGGUGCAGGUCGAUUCGCAGAAAUACAUUCUAGCGGCGAAGGGAGGGGUCCUGACGCUCGAGUCUCGCGUAUCGCCAUCCGGACCCGAACCACAGUUCGCAGUCGUCUGGAAACACAGCCUGCCGAUGACGGAGGCCAGUAAGUCGCCGUGGUCGCGGCCGCGGGUCGUCGCAACCGCAAGCACGCUCUCUGAUGCACUGCAUGCCGCGGACACGUUUGCAUCACGCAAGUUUGAUCGGGUCUUCAUUGCCACGAGCACCAAUUGGCGCAAGACCCCGGCGAGUGAGGGGCAGUUGACCUUUCUGAAUCGUCUGCGCGACGUUUCGGAGGACGAUGUCGAACCGUUGACGAAGGAAGAUAUUACCAAGGGUCAGGCAGGCGAUAUGAUUACGAAGAUCAAGUUCGGGGCAAGAGGCAGAUUUGAUGCGUUGCAGGUCAAGACACGAAAGGCCGAGAGAGAAAUGGAGAAGCGGCGUAAGGCCACGGAGAUGAGGGAGCGUGAGACUGUCAGGGUUGGGCCGCUGGAAGCUUGACAACGGUAAGGUGUACGAGUAUCGUUUUCAAAUCAAUGUAUUUGCAACCCGCUCUAGCAUGAUAAAAUGGUACAUACAUCCCUCCAUAAGCACUUGAUCCACAGGCUUCACAACAUCAGACAAGCAGUGACUGGCCCGACUGGGUUGGAUGCUUCGACCCUGAUUUGCCGCAAGUACAGAACCA
Exophiala xenobiotica is the source of this 2222-nucleotide messenger RNA. RefSeq lists its product as uncharacterized. Gene Ontology annotation, molecular function: DNA binding; hydrolase activity; ATP binding. The transcript is spliced from 2 exons. Lineage: Eukaryota; Fungi; Ascomycota; Eurotiomycetes; Chaetothyriales; Herpotrichiellaceae. The record is from RefSeq and is a predicted model, not a curated record. Bases 50 to 2038 code for a protein of 662 amino acids.